Molecule: messenger RNA, 384 nt
Organism: Symbiodinium natans
Lineage: Eukaryota; Dinophyceae; Suessiales; Symbiodiniaceae
Source: the annotation of a GenBank genome assembly
AUGAAGGAGCUGAAGCAUGCACAGGUGCUACCAGACCCCCGACGGGGAGCGGUGGUGGUGCCACCCUACAGGUCAUUGGACCAUGGAGCAGGACUGAUUGCAGUGCAAAGGGUGUUGUUGCUUCAGUGUUUUUGCAUGUUCUUGAGGACUUCGUGGCGACGGGUCUCGUUCACCCGCCUUGAGGCCGACGGCCCGUACUUCUUCGACACAGAGAGGGAGAGGGCGGGAGGGAGAGGGAGGGAGAGGGAGAGGGAGAGAGUGUGGUCUGUGUGGGAUGGGGCCCCAGCCGCGAUCGGAUUUCGGCUCCUCCAAGCGGUUUGUUUGGGCAGGAGGGCGCGGGGGCGGGGAGGGGUGUGCGGAAAGGUCUUGGUGAAGGGAAGGUAG